Morone saxatilis (striped sea-bass) is the source of this 2454-nucleotide messenger RNA. RefSeq names its product NADPH oxidase organizer 1-like. Gene Ontology annotation, molecular function: protein binding; superoxide-generating NADPH oxidase activator activity; phosphatidylinositol binding. The coding region runs from base 87 to 1697 and encodes 536 amino acids. The transcript is spliced from 8 exons. Gene Ontology annotation, biological process: superoxide anion generation. Lineage: Eukaryota; Metazoa; Chordata; Actinopteri; Moronidae. The record is from RefSeq and is a predicted model, not a curated record.
CGAGCCAGGAAAGGCUUCUGUUGCAGCUCACAACUGGUCUUUUCAAAAGCCUAAUCUUUUAAAAAGAAAUCUUCCGUCCUUUCACCAUGGAGGUCCAGCGGUAUCCCCUCAGUGUGCGCGUAAUUGGAGUGAUGCACAAGGAGAAGAGCAAAAUGUAUAUGACCUCCGUGCUUUGGUCGGACCAGAACGAUAUUGUAGUUUAUAGAACCUUUCGGGAUUUUAAGAAAAUGCAUAGACAGAUGAAGAAAGCAUUCCCAUCCGCAAGUAAACUGAAAAAAUCCGACAGAGUCAUCCCCAGAUUUCGAGACAAAAAGAUGAAGAGCAGCGGGCGGAAGAAGAAGGGCCCCACCAAGUCACUGGUGCGCCUCAAGUUCUUGCAGAAAUAUUGUGAUGAACUUCUGAGCUGCGACCCGCGGGUGUGUCAGUCUGCAGACCUCAUCCAGUUCUUCCAACCCAAAGCUCAGGACCUGCAGCCGGAGUUCUCCAAUAACAGCAUCAUGAUCAUGCCGUCAGACGAUGAGCUCGGGGCCAACGCGGGACAUGGCAACGGUGGCAAUGUGACCCAGCCGUUUGUCACAGAGACGUACAGAUGCGUGGCCCCGUACGAGACCAAAGACACCAAGAACAAACCUUUCAAAGUGGCGGUGGACGAAAAUGUGGACGUACUCAUCAAAGACAAAGCGGGGUGGUGGCUUGUGGAGAAGGAGGACAAGCGGAUGGCCUGGUUCCCAGCCCCCUACCUGGAGAAGGUAGAUGAUGACGACGAUGAAGAGGACAUAGAUGGGACUCCUGAAAGAGGAAUGAUGUACACUGCGGUUAAGGGCUACAAUGCCACCAAUGAUGAUGAGAUAACCGUAGGUAUGGGUGCAGUGGUGACAGUCCUGCAGAAGUCUGAGAACGGCUGGUGGCUCAUCAGAUACAAUGACAAAGCAGGUUACAUCCCCGCCAUGUACCUGCAGCCCUACAGAUACCCUCAUAUCCGCUUAGGGGCUGAUCAUCAAGCUCGUCGCGCCUCCUCCCCGCUCCAAGUCCCUUUCCUGAGCCUGGAGCAGCAGUCUCACCAGUUCAGCCGCUCACAGGGAAACCUGCUUCAACUUCCACCUGUCAGGUCUUCCUCAGCCCGCCCGCUCCAAGCAGACAGCAGGCAGAGAUCACACUCUCUCACCGUCCAGUCUGAACAACCACUCGCUCAGCCCGCUGCAAGCACCAUGGCUGCCACGGCCUCUGCUGCCACGACCUCUGCCGCCACAGUUCCCAACACACCCACAACUGGAACGCUUUCUCCUCCACCCACAAUCAUGGUGGAGAUGGACGGAGAUGAGGAACGUGGCAUGAGCCUGACAGCGGACAGCGAGGGAAGCCUUUCGAGCGAAAGCGACUUCAGCUUCAGCGAUGACCUCAGCUCCUCCUCGGCAAGCUCGACCUUCAACCUCAGCCACAGCGCCAAUGACGAGCAGCUGCGUCUCAGCCGUACGCCUCCCCCAAUGGCGAGCAACCGCCUGAACCCGACAAGCGGCCAAGAGGGGAAAAUGAUGCCCAGCGUCUCUGAUCCCAACCUCUACAAGGGCCCGACAACACCUAAGGUGCCACCCAGACCAAGGGCCCAGGAGAUCCUCACCAGGUGUACCACCGUCACCCGCAAGAACGCAGCCAGGGGCACCCUGUCACCCACACAAACUGAGAUACUGAGUCGAUGAAGCUUCUGUUGAUCCCAGUUAUAGCUGUUUUUAUUAUAAGGGGACCUCAUCUGUUCUGUGGCCCAAACAUGGAGUUCUGCUAAUUACAGCUGCUUGUGAACUUUCUUUAAUGAGUGAUUAGAAAAUGUGAGAGAGGGUUUUCAGAAAUGUGUGUAAAGAGUUGGAAUUAGUUAAGAAUUAAGAGGCAUUGCACCAGAUGCAUUGAGAUGAGAGGGAAAACUUCAGCGCUAUGAAGUUGUGCCAACACUUUAUUUCCCCCAGUGAAGUUGUAUUGAUAGAAAUGUGACUUGUCACACAGUCUCAUUAAUGAUGUUUGCAUAACCUUUGAAGAGACCACCAACAGUCAACUUGUUUGCAAAGCCAGGCAAAUCAGUUUAUAUAUACAUAUGUACAUGUGGAUGAUUAAUCAGGAUACAGAAAACAUUAAUAUACACCGCUUCACUAUCUGUUUUAAAUGAUCAUUUAUUUUCCAUAAUGGAAACCUUGUGUUGUGCCUUAUAUGCAUUUUGACUGUGCUGCGUGCACAGACAGAGAUUGAUUUCUUCUUGCGACUGCAGCACAGGUAAACAUUUGUCUGAAAUACCAGUGUGUGCAGACGGGUCGAUUUCCUGCUACAGCGUGUUUACAGCCAACUCAACUUGAAGAAUGGGGUAUGUGUGUACUGUAAAUAAACACUGAAUAUACACUCCAGAAAAUAACCAUGUAAAUUCUGAGUGUAUUAACAUGUUACUGAAGAGCUUGGAACAAAUAAAAGCAU